GAGAGAGAGACUUGCGAUUCUUAUGGAUUCAAUUGAACAUUCAGACUUUGCCAAACGAAAGUUUCUUGCAAAGGGAGUCGGAGACGCAGCUACGAAAGAGUACAUUGCAAACAAGUACCUAAGUUCUGGAACAGAUGAAAAUAAAAAGAAAAAGAAGAGAAAGAUAGGCGCCAAGAAGAUUCGCAGAGGAAAUAUUGGAAUUGUAGAUGAAGAAGAGUUUGGAUGGAAGCAAAUCGGCACCCGUGAUGAAGAAGAAGCAGAGACGAAACGGUAUCAAGAAGAGCAGGAACGACUGAUGGCAGAGGCCGCGGAGAGCAAAGAGGCGGCAAAAUCACGCGCGAGUAGCUGGCAGACAAUCCGAGGGGAAGAACAGACAGACUAUAGAGGAGAGGAUGAUAAUGAUAAUGAUGAUAGCGAGCUCGAAGACGAAAAACCCAUGAUUGUGUCUCAGGAAGAAGCAGGAUCACGGAGAGAUAGAGGAGAAGAGGGAGGAGGAGGGCCACGAAUGUCGAGUGGACAAAAGGCAGGCCUAUUGACAAGCCACGAGCUUAAGGCUGAAGCAGCAAGAGCACGAGAAUUGGAGCUCAAGGCACUGCAAAGGCUAAAAGAGGAUAGUCAAGGGCAGGGUACAGAAACAGUCUAUCGUGACGCUACAGGGCGAAAGAUAGACCCGAAGAUUAAAAAAGCUGAGGAGGCACGGGCAAAGAAGGAAGCAGACGAGAGAGAAUCAAGACGAAUGGAAUGGGGCAAGGGGCUUGUUCAACGUGAGGAAGCUCAAGCUGAAUUGAAGAGACUCAAAGAGGAAAAGGAUAAGCCGUUGGCAAGAUAUGUUGACGAUGAAGAUUAUAACCAAGGCCUUAAAGACAGAGAUAGAUGGAAUGACCCUGCGGCAGGUUUCUUGACUAAAAAAACCAAAGGUAAAUCAAGUGUUUCAAGACCCAGUUACAAAGGACCUUGGAAGCCAAACCGGUUUAUGAUUCCACCCGGUUAUCGGUGGGAUGGUGUGGACCGUUCGAAUGGGUUCGAGGACACCUUUUUGUUACAUUUGAACCAAAAGAAGUCUUUGGCAGCCGAAGCCCAUGCUUGGUCUACAGAGGAUAUGUAAAAAUAAAAUAAAAAGUAUUUAUUUAUUUAUUUAUUUAUUUAUUUAUUUAUGCAUUUAUGUAUUUAUGUAUAAUUAAUUAAUUAAUUAUAUGUACAAUAAUAUAUACAAGUAAUACUUUCCUGUCUAUUGUGAUUGUUUAUCUGUGGCAACUUGCACUCAUUCACACAUAUAUACAUAAUAUAAUCUGAUAUAAUAUAAUAU
Phycomyces blakesleeanus NRRL 1555(-) is the source of this 1306-nucleotide messenger RNA. RefSeq lists its product as hypothetical. NCBI's taxonomy places the organism in Eukaryota, Fungi, Mucoromycota, Mucoromycetes, Mucorales, Phycomycetaceae. Gene Ontology annotation, molecular function: RNA binding. The transcript is spliced from 3 exons. The record is from RefSeq and is a predicted model, not a curated record. Gene Ontology annotation, cellular component: U2-type spliceosomal complex; RES complex. Gene Ontology annotation, biological process: mRNA splicing, via spliceosome. Bases 23 to 1105 code for a protein of 360 amino acids.